Cajanus cajan (pigeon pea) is the source of this 2678-nucleotide messenger RNA. Its product is annotated as SWI/SNF complex component SNF12 homolog. NCBI's taxonomy places the organism in Eukaryota, Viridiplantae, Streptophyta, Magnoliopsida, Fabales, Fabaceae. The record is from RefSeq and is a predicted model, not a curated record.
UUCCACACGAACGACACCGUUUGGCUGGAAAGCAUUAGAAGUGAACGCAUUCACUGACUCAUCUUUGACCUCCCAAAUUGGGCCUUUUUCCAAACCCUAGCCUCACAUCACCGCCAUCGUCGUCCUCCUUCCGCUAUAGAACCAUCUUCAAUUUCUCUCAUCCCUUUCCCCUUUCUCCAAUUCGCCACUCUCUCUCUUCAAUUUGAGAUCCUUCGAACCCCUCUUUCGCUUUCUCUCUCCCCCCGAAACCCUAUGCGCCGAAGAUAAUCGUGUGUUCUUCUCCCCACCCGAAGAUCCGUGGAUCCCUCCAAGGCCAGAUCGAGGUAAACCCUACUCGAUUCAGUGGUUUUUCAUUUUCGUUUUCAUUUUUAAUUUUUGGGGCAAUGCAAUUUCGGAGUUGGUGGUGACAUAAGCGAGAGUUGAGAAUUUGGGCACUUGAAUUGUUGGGUAUGCCGCUACUUGGUUCACUGGUUUAUAUCAGGAGUUAAAGUUGGGAUCUUUUCAUUUGGGUAUUGAGGUUUUUGUUUUUGUUUUUGUUUUUAUUUUGCCCCUUUCUGGUUGACUAGUGGAUUAGAUUUUGGAUAGUGAUGUCUGUGAACAAUAAUAACCCUUCUAAGGGCAUUGGAGCCUCUUCCUCAUCCUUUGGCAAUGCCGGAAUACCCUCCAAUUCUAUACCUGGAAACCCUGGUUUUUCACAGUCCCAAGCCCAGGCCCAGAUUCCUGUUGGUUUUCAAGGGCAGUUUCCACUGUCCCAAGCCCAUGCUAUUGUCCAAGCUCAGUCCAAGGCUCAAGCCCAGGCUCAGGCCCAUGCCCAAGCAGCUGCGGCUGCUCAUGCUCAACUCCAGGCUCAUUUGCAAGCUCAGGGGUUGAGUCUUAAUCAGAGCCAGGCUGGUGGUUUGGGGAGUUUGGGGGUGUCGUCGCCUUCGGUUUCGAUGCCAGGCAACCUCAGUGGGAAACGGAUCCCUCUGAAACCGCCCAUUCGGCCUGUUGGAUUUUCCCCUCCCAACAGCUUCUCGCCCUUGAGACCAAUGGAGCUCACACCUGCCUCGCGGAGGAAGAAGCAGAAGCUCCCUGAGAAACAACUGCAAGAUAAAGUGGCUGCUAUACUGCCCGAGUCUGCGCUGUAUACACAACUUCUUGAGUUUGAGUCUCGUGUUGAUGCGGCACUUGUUAGAAAGAAGGCUGACAUCCAGGAAGCGCUAAAAAAUCCGCCUUGUAUUCAGAAAACUCUUCGAAUCUAUGUGUUUAACACUUUCGCUAAUCAAAUUCGCACGAUUCCAAAGAAGCCAAAUGCAGAGCCUCCAACCUGGACGCUGAAGAUAGUUGGGAGGAUAUUGGAAGAUGGUGUAGAUCCUGAUCAGCCGGGUGUAGUUCAGAAGUCAUCUCCUUUGUAUCCAAAGUUUUCAGCUUUCUUCAAAAGAGUAACCAUUUCUUUGGAUCAGAGAUUGUAUCCCGAUAAUCACAUUAUUAUGUGGGAGAAUGCUCGAUCACCUGCUCCACAAGAAGGUUUCGAAGUAAAGAGGAAAGGGGAUAAAGAAUUUUCAGUAAAUAUACGGCUGGAGAUGAAUUAUGUGCCAGAGAAAUUUAAGCUUUCACCAGCUUUGACAGAAGUUCUUGGUAUUGAGGUUGAUACCCGUCCGAGAAUUGUUGCUGCAAUCUGGCACUAUGUGAAGGCCAGGAAAUUGCAAAACCCAAAUGACCCUUCUUACUUUCACUGUGAUCAGCCACUUCAGAAAGUAUUCGGAGAAGAAAAAAUGAAGUUUACAAUGGUUUCGCAGAAAAUAUCAUCGCAUUUGUUCCCCCCACAGCCUAUACUUUUGGAGCACAAAAUCAAGCUCUCGGGAAACAGUCCAGUUGGGACUGCUUGUUAUGAUGUGAUGGUUGAUGUUCCUUUUCCUAUUCAGAGGGAGCUGUCUGCUUUAUUGGCUAAUGUGGAAAAGAACAAAGAGAUUGAGACAUGUGAUGAAGCAAUAUGUGGAGUCAUUAGAAAAAUCCAUGAGCACCGUAGGAGACGGGCAUUCUUUCUUGGUUUUAGUCAAUCGCCAGUAGAAUUCAUUAAUGCUUUGAUUGAAUCUCAAAGCAGGGAUCUGAAACUCGUAGCUGGAGAACCUAGUCGUAAUGCGGAAAAAGAGCGUCGAUCUGAUUUCUUCAACCAACCCUGGGUUGAAGAUGCUGUUAUUCGUUACCUGAAUCGCAAACCAGCCGCCGGAAGUGAUGCUCCAGGAAGCACAUGACACCAGGAGUACUAUACUAGGGCUCUAUAUUUUAGUCAUUCAUCCCUUUUGGCGAUGUAUUUGAAGAUAUAUAUACUAUGAGAAUUGAGAAAUUCUGAAGUAGCUAGUUUUCCAACUUCCAUGGUGUAUUAGUGGCCGGAAGGAAUGCUGCUCCAAAGUAAUAUACAAUAUGUUGUUGUAUGGGUAGUAGUGUGAGCACAACUAGUUGCAGUGCUGAUUAAUUGCUUGUUAGGUGAUAUAAAUGGUGCCACAGUUUCAUAGUUUCACGUCCUAGUGGUAGUUAACUGUGGUGGAUUCUUUGAUUACCUCACAGAUCAUUUCUCCACGCAAGAUGCUUGACAUUAUGAAAAAAUUGUAUUAGGAAUGAUUGAUUGGUGUACAGGAUCUUCAGUUGUCUUUUGACAACAUAUGAGAAAACAAAUGUUGCACGCCAUCACUGUCGUA